This is a messenger RNA of Fusarium fujikuroi IMI 58289, 2736 nucleotides long. RefSeq lists its product as uncharacterized. The transcript is spliced from 7 exons. Bases 1 to 2736 code for a protein of 911 amino acids. The record is from RefSeq and is a predicted model, not a curated record. Lineage: Eukaryota; Fungi; Ascomycota; Sordariomycetes; Hypocreales; Nectriaceae.
AUGAGUACAGUCCUAAGCCUAAGUCGAUCAUGUAUCAAUGGCUUCCAGUAUCUUUUGUCAAGCCUCAGAGGUACUGCGCCUCGAUUUCUUCAGCAGAUGCCGCCCUCGACAAUUGAGAUACAGCUUGGAAAGUUCAGAGUUUGGUGUGGGAAUCUGGGUGCUUUGCAGACAGGCUAUUCUUCGCUUGAUUACAGAUUGAGAGAGUCGGCUGUCAUGCAAGAAAACGUCUCGAAACUUCUCCAACAGCUUGACAUAGCAUUGGAAGAGUCGACCGCUGUCAUAUCGGGAGAACGGCUUCCAUUUGAUGAGGAAUCUAUGCCCUCAGAUAUAAGCGAAGAAUCCGACGAUGACGCAAGCAACGAGUACUUCCCAACAACAGAGUUAUCUAUGAGAGUCACAAGUAUCACUGACAUACUAAACAACCUGUACCGAUUAUCGUACAAAAUUCGCAACUCUGGUGUUCGCCCCAGUUCUACCAGGGCCAGCUUGAUCCAAGCAGUGGACAACGACACUGGAAUCGACCUGUUCGAUACGCUUUAUGAGUUCGACUCGAGGCACCUGACUGAAAUCUUUAUAACUAUGCGUCAAGAAAGGGCUCAAGGUGUUGAAUCAUCCGACUUUCUCCUUGAGAGACUUGCAACAUCCAAUGUCUUGCGUCGGAAACAAUUUCGGUAUUGGGAAAAGCAUGCUAGAAAGCUUGGUGUUCAAAUUUUAACUGUGCAUCGGACACAUGUCAGAGAAAGGCCCUCAGCAUCAGAGGCUCAAGUGCAAGAAGGACUCCCACAAAUCCAGCGGCUUGAAAUCCCUCCCGCGGUUGCGGAACAAAGCCACCUCUCUGAAACCAAUGCGACACCGUAUGAUCCCGCCUUAGAUGACAGAACGGAGAGAGAAACCAUAAUAUCACUCGCCUCGACUGCCCUCGAUGCCGACGGAAAGGGAAUUGAGGUUCCCAAACCUCCCGCGGAGGCAAUGAAUGGAGACUCGUUUACUUGCCCUUACUGUUGGGUUGUUUGCCCCCCAAAGGAAGGGAGAGGAAAAAGCUGGAAAUCGCAUGUACUCCAAGACUUGAGACCUUAUGUAUGCACGUAUGAAGCAUGCAAUUCUGCCAAAGACGUUUAUCAGUCGAGAAAAGCGUGGGUGGACCACGAAGAAGCUUUGCAUCGAUCCAGUUGGCGAUGCCGCGAUCACCCCGACAUCUUGUAUGCGACAUCUGAAAGUUUUCAGCGACAUCUGUUAUUAGAGCAUGAUAGAGAUCUCUCAGGUGAACAACUUGAGGACUUCGCCAACGUCUCUAGACUGGGCCGCGUGGAUGACCGUGAUAGCUGCCCCAUAUGUUUCGAAGAGCAGCCAUUUCCCAAGGGUCUGACCAAUCAUCUAGCAAACCAUCUUGAGCGAAUUGCAUUAUUUGCUCUACCGAGGACUAUAUCCAGUGACGAGAAGAACAUGGACGAGAGUCAAUUCUCCAAAUUGUUCAAUAUUGACCCUGACGAUUCAUCGACACCAGAACAGUUUGAAGAUGAGGAAGAUGAAGAAGAUGAAGCAGAGGGAGAAGACGAAGAAAAGGAAGAAGAUGUGUCAGGCACUCAGUUGAAGCCCACUGAAAAUCUAUCUUAUCCCCCUGAGAUGAAGGAGAUACUUAGAAUGUUGCAAUAUGAUGCAAUGUUCUUUAUGGCAAUAAAGUCCGAUCUCAUCGCAAUCGGCCUAACUCUAGGUGGCCACGCUAAGUUUGCAUUCGAACUAGCCUCGAAUGAUGCUGGGAGAUGUUUAUCAAUCACAAAACAGCUCUUGGAAUGUGACUGGAAAGUUCACGUGACCCCAACAGCCGGAGAUCGUUUGACGGAGAUACUGAGGGACCUGCAGAUAUUUCUUGAUGCAGCCAGGAUGGAGCUUGAUAAGAUUCAUGAGUACAGUUUGGAAGACCAACAGAGACAGAUCACGCUCGUCGCUGAAGCAGUGGGUGGACUAGGAACCGUGCAUGACAUUCUUAACGGAAUACUCCAGGUACUUCAAGAAUCCAUUUCCUUCACCACUGGCUUCACCAAAAUCGGAGAGUGCCAAAGCAUUUUAACAACGUUAUUGCAUGCCGAAGUUGAAACGGCAUCGGACCUAAGGAAUACACAACAUAUGACGGAGUCCAUUGAACUGCCACCGGACGUCACUCAUGAGACGACAGAGGCUCCAGAGUACGAUGAGACGUUGGAUGCCCGUUACCGAAUAGCUCCUUCGUGGAAGUUCCAGCCUGGCGAGGUAUUUAAAAUUCUCUGGCCUGAGCCUGCCCGCGAUGACAGCGAUGAAACAAUAUAUCGUGAUCGGUAUGGUGAAUGUAUCAUGAUCCACUUUCGUCGCUUCAUUGUUGUCGCCAAUGACAGAGGUCAUUGCACAUGCGUGCCAAUUACAACAUAUGGCGGGAAAGCAUUAAAAAAGAAAGCAGUUGAUCCUCAAAGUCAUGGAAUCGUUCAUGAAUCAGGGUGUCCCCCACCACAACUUUUACAAGGGGAGCCCACACCGGGGUUUCCGCCUAUUCGUGUUCAUAUACACGAGGACGGCGAGAAAAUAAGUCGGCGAAAUCGAGUAUGUUAUGCAAAACUUACGACCGUUGAACACUACGUCAAAGUCUUAUUUGUAGGACGCGUUGUGGAUGCAGACUGGGACACUGUCACUUCCGCAGUGGAAGCUUGCUGGAUGAAGAAAGACCAUGAGAUCAGGUCAGAAGGAGAAGAAGAAGAUGAGAUGUGA